Molecule: messenger RNA, 1143 nt
Organism: Alnus glutinosa
Lineage: Eukaryota; Viridiplantae; Streptophyta; Magnoliopsida; Fagales; Betulaceae
Product: protein ATAF2-like
Exons: 2
Coding region: 1-1143 (380 amino acids)
Biological process (GO): regulation of DNA-templated transcription
Molecular function (GO): DNA binding
Source: RefSeq, a predicted model, not a curated record
AUGAUACCGCCGGUGGGAUUUCGGUUUCGUCCCUCCGAUGAAGAGAUUAUAAUCGGGUAUUUGUUGAGGAAGGUUAGGGGACAAGAGCUGUCUUGGGAUGGAAUCCAUGAGUUUGAUCUUUAUGGAGAGAAGGCCCCCUGGGAAAUGUUUGAUGGUCUUCGCGGUGAGGAGGAGAAGCAUUACCUUUUCACAAGGCUAAAGAAAUUCAGCAAACGCGUGGCAAGAACAGCUGGUUGUGGGACUUGGCAUGAAGGCUAUUGUAACCAAAUAUAUGAUAGUCAGCGUCAACAUGUUAUCGGACUCAACAAACAAUUCUGUUUCAAGGUAAAACACGGAUUGUCCACAAAGAAAUCCGAUUGGAUUAUGCACGAAUUCUCCCUAGCGGGUAUCUUCUUGGCUGGGGAGCAAGAGCGGUCUAGCACCUUGGUUUUAUGCACAGUUCAUAAGAAGGGGUCGGAAACUAGAAAAAGCGCGAAGAGAUGUUUUGGGGGUGUUCAGAUUCCUGGAACCAUCACCUCCGUUGAAGCUCCAACUCCAUGCCAUGAAACUCCCCAAGCCCGGAAUACAAAUGCGGUGCUACUUGAGGAUGGAACCCAGCAGAGAAAACGGAUGCGUUGCGAUGUCCAAUCCGAUGUACUUCAAGCCAAUGAGAUUCCAUUAUCAUUUGGAAGCUCUCAAUAUGAAUUCACACUCCCACCCAAUUCUGUGGACGUUGGGGAAGAUAAUACUCGGACGACAGAUUUGGAAACCCACAUGGGCUGUUUUCCAACCAAUUAUAAUGCUGAUUCUGAGUUCGGUGCUUUAUAUGGUUGUCUCCCGCCGCCAUCGACCACAGAGAGUGAAUAUCUGUCACUUGAUUCAUGGGUGGAUGCUAGCAAUGAUAAGUUCUUUGAUUCUGCGCAGAGGGAUGUGUGCAUGAUCUGCAACUCAACCAGUGUUGCUGAGGUGUUCUCUUGCAUUGACAAGAAGUUUGAUCUCAUGUAUGCCAAACGUGCGUUUGUGCACUGGUAUGUUGGUGAGGGCAUGGUGGAAGGAGGGUUCCCAGAGGCGGCUUGUGAAGAUCUUGUUGCACCGGAGGUGUAUGAGGAGGUUGGUGCAGAAUCUGCUGAGGGGGAGGAUGGCGAUGAAGGAGAUGAAUACUAG